CUCCAACAACCCUCACAAACACAACUCAACCCCAACCAUAACCCCUACCCCUAUACCUCCCUCACUCUCCCUCACAACACCACCACCACACCACCACCAAAAUGUCCAACUCAGCCCUCACCUUCUCCCAAAUCCCCACGGGCUACCCCGUGCCGGGGCAAGACCUCACCAUCACCCCGGCGCCGUACGACUCGUCGGCCCCAGCGCCGGAGAACGGCAUCUUCGUGCAAUCGCUGUACGCCAGCUUCGACCCGUACAUGCGCGGACGGAUGCGCCCCGCGGAGACGAAGUCCUACGCGCCAGCCUUCACGCUCCACGCGCCGAUCGACAGCGCCAUCAUCGCGAGGGUGCUCCGAUCCAACCACGCGAGCUACAAAGAAGGCGACCUGAUCAUCGGCCACCUGCCGAUCCAAUCCUACAUCUCCGUGUCGGCGGAGCAGCUGGUGCGGGUGCGGGCGCUCGAAAACCCGCUAGCGAUCGAGGACGUGCGGGUCUUCCUGGGGGCGCUGGGAAUGCCGGGUCUGACGGCGUAUUCGUCGCUGUAUGAGAUCGGCAAGCCGAAGAAGGGGGAGACGAUCUUCGUGUCGGCGGCGAGCGGCGCCGUGGGACAGCUGGUCGGACAGUUGGCGAAACACGAGGGGCUGACGGUGAUUGGAUCGGUCGGGUCCGAUGAGAAACUCGACUACAUCACCGGGACGCUGGGGUUUGACGGCGGGUUCAACUACAAGAAGGAAUCCCCGGCCGAGGCCCUGAAGCGCCUGGCACCGCAGGGAAUCGACAUCUACUACGAAAACGUCGGCGGGGAACACCUCGAGGCGGCGCUGGACGCGAUGAACAACUUCGGCCGCGUGGUCGUGUGCGGCAUGAUCUCGCAGUACAAUGCCAGCGAGCGGUACCCGAUCCGCAACAUCACCAACGUGCUGGUCAAGCGCCUGGACAUGCGCGGCUUCAUCGUCGGCGACAAGGGCAUGGGCGAUAAGUACGCCAGGGAGCAUCAGGAGAACGUGCAGAAGUGGAUCAAGGAGGGGUCGUUCAAGUCGCUGAUUCACCAGACGGAGGGGAUUGAGAAUGCCGCCGAGGGGCUGGUGGGGAUCUUCUAUGGGAGGAAUUUGGGGAAGGCGGUGCUGAAGUUUUGA
Molecule: messenger RNA, 1136 nt
Organism: Aspergillus heteromorphus CBS 117.55
Lineage: Eukaryota; Fungi; Ascomycota; Eurotiomycetes; Eurotiales; Aspergillaceae
Product: MDR family NADP-dependent oxidoreductase
Exons: 1
Coding region: 102-1136 (344 amino acids)
Molecular function (GO): oxidoreductase activity, acting on the CH-CH group of donors, NAD or NADP as acceptor
Source: RefSeq, a predicted model, not a curated record